Messenger RNA from Neolamprologus brichardi, 1131 nucleotides. It is a transcript of the gene lhfpl4a, whose product is annotated as LHFPL tetraspan subfamily member 4a. Gene Ontology annotation, molecular function: GABA receptor binding. The record is from RefSeq and is a predicted model, not a curated record. Gene Ontology annotation, cellular component: plasma membrane; postsynaptic membrane; inhibitory synapse. Lineage: Eukaryota; Metazoa; Chordata; Actinopteri; Cichliformes; Cichlidae. Gene Ontology annotation, biological process: gamma-aminobutyric acid receptor clustering; sensory perception of sound.
GUUGUGUACGGUGGGUGAGGAGGGUUUGGGGGGUGGGAAAGAAAAAUGCUGCCUUCGCAAGAAGCCUCCAAAAUCUACCAUGACAACUAUAUGCGCAACUCCAGGGCCAUCGGGGUCCUGUGGGCCAUAUUCACCAUCUGCUUGGCCAUCAUUAACGUGGUGGUGUUCUUCCAGCCUUAUUGGAUUGGCGACAGCGUCAACACACCUCAAGCCUGCUACUUCGGUUUGUUCCACUACUGCGUGGGUAACGGGAACUCCAACCGGGAAUUCUCGUGCCAGGGCAGCUUCUCCGAAUUCGGCUCCAUCCCAUCAGGAGCCUUUAAGGCGGCCUCAUUCUUCGUGCUGAUGUCCAUGGUGCUCAUCAUCACCUGCAUCGGCUGCUUCGCCCUCUUCUUCUUCUGCAACACUGCCACGGUCUACAAGAUCUGCGCCUGGAUGCAGCUGCUAUGCGCCAUCUGUCUCGUGCUUGGCUGUAUGAUCUUCCCGGAUGGCUGGGACGCAGAGGUGAUCCAGGACAUGUGUGGUGAGGACACUGGAAAGUAUACCUUGGGCAACUGCUCUGUUCGUUGGGCCUACAUUCUGGCUAUCAUCGGCGUGCUGGAUGCCCUCAUCCUCUCCUUUCUGGCCUUCGUGCUGGGCAAUCGGCAGAGGGACUUCCUGCAGGAGGAGCUGAAGGCUGAAAACAAAGACUUCGUUGUGUCAAGGCUCCAUCUUGGCCCCCGUCUGCGAAUGGAUGGUAUUGAAAUACAAGAAAUUAAGGAUCCAAGAUUUUGUGUUCAGCGGUUCCAUUGAGAACCAAAGAUCUCUUCCUCCUCUUCCAGCUUUGUGCCUCGUUCCCCGAUACUUCACCUCCUCCAUCUCCUGUCCUAAGCUCUUCAGGUGAAACCCUUUUGGUUUGGGUUUUGGAGGUCAAAGGUUGUUAAACAGGACUGACACGGACGAAUCUAACAAAGUCAAACUGUUUGAGAAGAAACAAAACCUGAGAGAAAGUGGGAUGAUCAGCUUUACCAAACUCUGGGAUAAAAUCAUUCGCAAACACACGCUCGUAUUGUUCCGUGGAGUUAUUACAUCAAAGCUCACAGAGUUAACAAAUGUGAUUAUUGAAUGAAGAAAAAACCACUUUACAGCUUU